UCAUGGUGGGCGUGGGGCUUUUCACCAACCUCGUCUACUUCGGCCUGCUCCAGACGUUCCCCUUCAUCAUGCUGACGUCGCCCAACUUCAUCCUGUCCUGCGUGCUGGUCGUAUUGAAUCACUACUUAGCCUUCCAGUACUUUGCUGAGGAGUAUUACCCCUUCUCAGAGGUCCUCGCCUACUUCACCUUCUGCCUGUGGCUAAUCCCCUUCGCGUUUUUUGUGUCCUUGUCGGCCGGAGAGAACGUGCUUCCUUCCACCAUGCAGCCUGGAGAUGACGUGGUCUCGAACUACUUCACGAAGGGGAAGAGGGGCAAGCGCUCCGGCAUCCUCAUCAUCUUCUCCUUUGUCAAGGAGGCCAUCCUACCCAGCCGACAGAAGAUCUACUGAGCCCACCCGCGGGCAGCGUUGGCCGUGGUGAGGGAGGACCCAGCGGGUGUGGGGUACAAACGUCAGUGCUGUCCCUGGGCUUCACCUGAAUCCCCCACCCUCCCCCAGGGAUUUUGUUAGUUAUAUAUAAACUGCAGUGGCUGGAGGCAGCUGCCGCGGGGAACGGGCACCCAUGGAGGGGGCUCGAUGCCUCUUUGUGGAGCACAGAAGGCUACUUUUUUAUCUCGCUCCCGUGGGCUCCUGGCCCUGUUCUGCUCAGGAGCGCGGCAGCCUCCCAGGGCCACGGCUUUGGCUCAGAGACUGCGAGGUGAGGCAGCAGCGUCUGUUCUUUGUUCCAAGCCGAACGCCUUUGCGUGUCCGGGGCAGACUCCCCUUGGGAUGGCAGCAGCCAGGCGCUCGGCGGUGUGCUGGGUUUGCAGAAAGCCACGAUCCGAAAAAUAAAUCGCCAAGCUCUUGA
Molecule: messenger RNA, 846 nt
Organism: Alligator sinensis (Chinese alligator)
Lineage: Eukaryota; Metazoa; Chordata; Crocodylia; Alligatoridae
Gene: TEX261
Product: testis expressed 261
Exons: 4
Coding region: 3-389 (128 amino acids)
Biological process (GO): endoplasmic reticulum to Golgi vesicle-mediated transport
Cellular component (GO): endoplasmic reticulum membrane; COPII-coated ER to Golgi transport vesicle; Golgi membrane
Molecular function (GO): COPII receptor activity
Source: RefSeq, a predicted model, not a curated record